AUGCACGACUGUGGAGACGCAGCCACCAGGCUGGAUGACGCCAUACUCCCCGCACUGGAAAGGAGCAGAGAGUCCAAGUUUACACUCGCCUCUGGCUCCCAACCACGACGCGAGGUGCCGGCCUGGCGGGGCCGGGGCGGUGGCUGGGUGGGCUGCCCCGCAGGGUCAGCGGCAAGCGCAGCCGGGGGACGACACGGCUCCCCGCGGGGCCAGAAAAAACAGGCAGCCCUGGCCAAGUUGCCAACGGGACCCAGGCGGCGGUGUGACGAUACCGACCUCCGUCACCACCAGGCAGGAAGCACGCUGGGCGGGCUGGGGCUCCCUUGCUCCCACGCGGCAGCUCCCGGACCCCUCCUUCCAGUCCUCCCACCGGGCCACAACCCCCCACUCCAGUCCCCUCCCCCCCCCCCCCCCGCUCCCCGAACGACCGAAGGCCCGGGGAACGGCCUGGCGGAGGCGGGAGGCCAGCCAGGCGGCUGGGGCGGCGCGGAGGCGGACUGUGGCGCGGCGGAGUGUGGCGCGGCAACCCCCCCUCCCCGUCCCGCUCGCCCCUGCCCCGCCGCCUCAGCCGGACAGCCGGCGGGCGGAGGGGCCGGCGGCGGCCCAGGCCUGGGUCAGGGGUGGUGCGGAGCGGUCGCCGGGGGACACCGCCCGCUGCCGGGGAAGGCCUCGCCCGGCCACCACCCGCCGAGAGACGAGCACUCACCGGCAGCCGACGGCCCGCCCUGCUACGGCCGCCCCGCCAUUGUGCCGCGGCGGAAAAGGCACCGGUCCCUCCGCGCGGCCCAUCCGCGCGGGUCUUCCGGCAGCCCGGCCCCGCCUCCCGCCGCGGCACCGGGGAAAGGCGUGAGGGCGGGAUUUGUAGGUUCGCGUCGGCGGCGGGCGGGAGGGGCCGCCAGCGGCUGGCCCCGGGCCUCCCUUCGGCCUCGGCGCCCUGCCCGCCCAGUGCGGUGUGGGUCGCCGGGCCGGCUGCCGGUGGCGAGGGUGGUACGCCACGGCCAGCCCUGCCAACGCAAGACCCACGAGCGGGCGUGGAAGGCUCUUCCCGGCGGCGGGGAGGAGGCGGCCGUUGGUGUUCCGUGGAGCCCACCUCCAGGGGAGAGGUGUAUAGCGCGCACGGCGGUCGUCUUCCUGGAAAGGCAACGCAUUUCACUGUUGCGACACUGUCCAGCUUGAAAAGCUACUAUGAAGUAU
Harpia harpyja (harpy eagle) is the source of this 1194-nucleotide messenger RNA. RefSeq names its product basic proline-rich protein-like. Bases 1 to 1176 code for a protein of 391 amino acids. Lineage: Eukaryota; Metazoa; Chordata; Aves; Accipitriformes; Accipitridae. The record is from RefSeq and is a predicted model, not a curated record. The transcript is spliced from 3 exons.